GGCGCCCAAAAAAAAAAAAAAAAAAACCUCUCCCUGUAGUCUCGCCCUUCCUUUUCCGCUUGCUUGACAACCCCUUCCUCUUCUCUCUUCCCCCCUCCCUCGGAGAGGCGUCGACCCGCGAAUCCGAAACCCCCCUCGCCCGCCGCCCGAAAUCACCGAUAAAUCGCCGAAACCCGCUACCGAUUACCCCCUUCCUUGCCCCACUCCUCCGCCGAUUCGCCUCAGGAGCAAAAACAAAUUGGGAAAAAGAAUUAAAAAUUUCAAAAAAAAAUCGAAUAUUUUCUCUCCCUUGUCCCCUUCCCACUCUCCACCACCGCCUGUCCCCCGGCGCACGCUUGCGAACCUGCAGCACGCCGCCUCCUAUUUAGACCGUCUCUUCUCAUCGAUUCUCAGAGGUACGUCUCUUCUCCGCCGAAUCCGCUCUUGUUUCCGUUUUUACUUUUUUAACUUUUUACCGGGGGGUCGCCAUACCGAGAUCUCAGCAGAUGGAGCCUUCUUUUUCCCUCCGAAAAGAAAGAAUGAUAUACACUGCGAUCGAUACCUUCUACCUCACCGAUGAACAGUUGAACAAAUCCCCAUCGAGGAAGGAUGGGAUUGAUGAGGCUACGGAGACCACUCUUCGGAUAUAUGGAUGUGAUCUCAUACAAGAGAGUGGCAUUCUACUCAGAUUACCACAAGCAGUAAUGGCCACGGGGCAGGUUUUAUUCCAUCGGUUUUACUGCAAGAAGUCUUUUGCUCGCUUCAGUGUUAAAAGAGUUGCAGCGAGCUGUGUUUGGCUGGCUUCGAAAUUGGAGGAGAGCCCGAGAAAAGCAAAGCAUGUGCUUAUUGUCUUUCAUAGAAUGGAAUGCAGAAGGGAAAAUUUGCCGAUAGAGCAUUUGGAUGUCUCCUCUAAGAAAUAUGCAGACUUGAAGAAUGACUUGAUCAAGACAGAGCGGCAUUUGUUAAAGGAAAUGGGUUUCAUAUGUCAUGUUGAACACCCUCACAAGUUUAUAUCAAACUACCUUGCGACGCUUGGAGCCCCUCCUGAAUUGAGGCAGGAAGCUUGGAAUCUAGCCAAUGAUAGUUUGCGCACAACCCUAUGUGUUCGGUUCAAGAGUGAGGUCGUAGCAUGUGGAGUUGUAUAUGCAGCAGCUCGCCGGUUCCAGGUCCCCCUUCCUGAAAACCCGCCUUGGUGGUUAGUCUUCGAUGCAGAUCAGGCUGGGAUUGAGGAAGUUUGUAGGGUUCUUUCACACCUCUAUACUCUUCCCAAGGCACAGUAUAUUCCAGUUUAUAAAGAUAAUGAUUCUUUCACUUCGAGAAAUAAGACUCCAGACCCUCAAGCUCAAUUUCGAAAGGAAAGUCCGAUUAAUGGUAACAUUAAUGAUACCGGUACUCCCAAGGCGAAUCCAGAUGCUAGUUCAUCCAAGGAUGCAUUGAUUAAAGCAGCCCUAGACAAAUUGAAGGAAUCUAAGAAAACUGAUGAUGAUGCUAAAUCUGUUGCUGCUGAAGUGGAUGCUAAAGAAGAUCCCGUGGAGAAAGUGAAGGAUGAGAACAAAUCAGAUGCCAACCUUGAAAGGAAUCGGGACAGAGAAAGAGAAAGGUCGAAGGCUAGGGACCGUGAUAACAGGGGAAGAGACUCUGAUCGUGAUAGUAGGGGUAGAGACUCUGACAGGGAUAGGGAGCGGGAGAAAGAGCUAGAACGGGAAAGAGAUAAAGAACGUAGACACCGUUCCAAGGACAAGGGCUCAGGACAUUCAGAAAAAUCAAGGCGUCAUUCAUCACGAGAUCGCAGUGAAUACCAUAGCUCGCACUCAUCUCGUGAGAAAGAUCGCCACAGACACCACCCAUAUAGUUGAAGAAGAAUUUCUGUUGUGCCUUAAAAAUGUUGGCAAGUGAUUGUAUCGUUAAGUCCAUGGCACCGUGUGAUAACUGUAUCUCCAUUUGUUAGCAGAAGAUUUACUUUGAUUACAGGAGCAGCUUCAGUUCACUGAGAAGCUGAUAGAAUACUAAGAAUAUGGUAGUGGGCUACUGAGUAUCUCAGAUUACGUGAAAACAUUUGUUCUUAGGCAUGCUUGUUAUCAAACCAAUCUAGAGAAUUAGCCUGCAACUCUUUUAGAAAAUUUUCUUAUUAUGUUUUGAAAAUA
Messenger RNA from Elaeis guineensis (African oil palm), 2123 nucleotides. RefSeq names its product cyclin-L1-1. Gene Ontology annotation, biological process: regulation of transcription by RNA polymerase II. Lineage: Eukaryota; Viridiplantae; Streptophyta; Magnoliopsida; Arecales; Arecaceae. The record is from RefSeq and is a predicted model, not a curated record. Gene Ontology annotation, molecular function: cyclin-dependent protein serine/threonine kinase regulator activity.